UUCCUUCCAAAUCUGGAAGGUAGCAGGAGCUUUCCACAUAAUUCUUCAUAGUUAAGAAAAUAGAACCGUGUGUACAAGACAUCACCCAGGAUGUUGAACAAAUUUUCGUCCCUAUAAAUGGAUCAGUAAACCAUUAACUCCUUACUUUCAAUUAAUAAAAAUAGAAACAGAGUCCAACCCACUAAGCGCAACUGCCAAAUCUGUGUGUUUACAUAUCAAAUUCUUGUGAAUCAUGGCAAGUACACCACACGACUCCUCUCAGCUGCAUCAACAACCACUUCUGUCAUCAGAAGAAGAAAGGAAGAAAUGGGGUACUUACAUCAUGGGAGCACCAGCAGCGCCACCGGUUCACCCUGACAACCAAAAAGCAGCUUCAUGGAACGCAGCUGAACACCAGCAAAUCUAUCAGCAGCCAUACCUUGUUUAUUCCCCUGUAGAGAAACCAAGCAAUAAUCCUUUCGAACCUGUUAUCCACGCCUUCACUACCUGGAGCAAGAAGGCAGAGGAUAUCGCCAGGAACAUCUGGCACAAUCUUAAAACGGGACCAUCUGUAUCAGAAGCUGCAUGGGGUAAGGUUAACCUGACAGCCAAAGCAAUUACAGAAGGUGGAUUCGAGUCACUGUUCAAGCAGAUUUUUGAAACUGAUCCUAAUGAGAAGCUGACGAAGACAUUUGCUUGCUACCUUUCAACAUCAACUGGUCCUGUUGCUGGAACCAUUUACCUAUCAACUGCUCGGGUAGCUUUCUCUAGUGACCGUCCUCUUUCUUUUAUCGCUCCUUCAGGACAGGAAACAUGGUCCUACUACAAGGUGAUGAUACCCUUGGCAAAGAUAGGGUCGGUUAACCCAGUGAUCAUGAAAGAAAAUCCACCAGAAAAAUACAUUCAGAUUGCUACCAUUGAUGGUCAUGAAUUUUGGUUCAUGGGCUUUGUUAAUUUUGAGAAAGCAUUACAUCAUCUCUUAGAUUCUCUGUCAAAUUCAACUACAGUUUAAAUAGCUAAAACAGUUUCGUUUUAGGUUGUUUGAUGUAAGAAUAUGGAGGCGAUUCUUGGGUUGAUUUUUCAUUUUUGUAUUUGCUUCUUUCUUUUUCAGAGUUUAUGUAUUUGCUUGUUUAGUCAUUUUUGUACACUUUUCCUUCACUAUUGUAAAGAGAAGAUUUGGGAGAUUAUGUAUGUGAAUUACCAUGUAUAUAUAUAAAAGGUUUAUUCAUGAAAAA
This is a messenger RNA of Ricinus communis (castor bean), 1214 nucleotides long. Its product is annotated as GEM-like protein 5. The transcript is spliced from 3 exons. Bases 233 to 991 code for a protein of 252 amino acids. The record is from RefSeq and is a predicted model, not a curated record. Lineage: Eukaryota; Viridiplantae; Streptophyta; Magnoliopsida; Malpighiales; Euphorbiaceae.